CAGGUUUACCACCCACCUAGUGUACAUCAUACAACACAACCAUGACGGAGACACCAACCAACAACUACAAGAACAGACUCGUCUUCUUCGUCAAUGGCCAAAAGGUGGAGGUGAUCAACCCUGACCCUAGGCAGACAUUGUUGCAGUACUUGAGGAAAGAUCUUCGACUCACAGGCACCAAGCUGGCGUGUGGUGAAGGGGGGUGCGGGGCGUGCACCGUCAUGGUGGCCAGGUACAGCAGUGACACUGAUGACGUCACGUAUUUCCCGGUCAACGCCUGUCUGGCACCUGUGUGCAGCAUGCACGGCCUGGCUGUCACAACAGUCGAGGGCAUCGGCAGUGUGAGCACAGCUUUACACCCAGUACAGAGCGUGCUGGCAGAGCACCACGGGUCCCAGUGUGGCUUCUGUACCCCCGGGAUCGUCAUGUCCAUGUACACACUUCUACAGAGCGACCGGCAGCCGGCUAGCUCCGAAAUACAAGAGCACUUUGAUGGUAACUUAUGCAGGUGUACUGGGUACCGUCCCAUUUUACAAGCCUACAACACAUUUGCGGCAAAAGAAGAAUGUUCUGGGACCUGUGAAUUUUGCCCAAAGAAAGGAAUCUUCAACGACAUUGAAGAUCAUCCAUGUAAAAACUCAACGGCUGCUGGUGAAACACAAAAAAGUUUUCUCUCUCAAGACAAAAAGCAAUUGAUUAACAAGCUCGAUCAGGAGAAUCUGGAGUUUUGUUCACCAAGCACAAGAUGGUUUUCUCCAACCUCUCUGGGAGGUCUGCUGGAGAUCAGGAGAAAGUACAGAGACUGUAAACUGGUGAAUGGGAAUACGGAAGUUGAAAUUGAAGUUAAGUUCAAAAAGGCCAAUUACCAAACACUGGUGUCCGUCACUAGGAUCAAUCAAUUAAAGCAAGUAAUUAGAACAGAAUCAGGAAUUGAGAUUGGGGCGUCUCUACCUUUAAGUCAAGUGAAAAAAUGUUUUGAAGAAGACAUCCGGCAGCUCCCAGAGUAUAAAACAAGGGCGUUAACUGCUAUUGUAGAGAUGCUCAAAUGGUUUGCUGGGCACCAGAUAAGAUCAGUUGCAUGUUUGGCUGGUAAUAUCAUGACAGCUAGUCCCAUCUCAGACUUGAACCCACUCCUUCUGGCUUGUAGGGCCAUGUUAAAGUACCUGGACCUGGGUAAGUGGGAAUGGCUUGGGUAA
Messenger RNA from Physella acuta, 1196 nucleotides. RefSeq names its product xanthine dehydrogenase-like. The record is from RefSeq and is a predicted model, not a curated record. Gene Ontology annotation, molecular function: oxidoreductase activity; 2 iron, 2 sulfur cluster binding; FAD binding. NCBI's taxonomy places the organism in Eukaryota, Metazoa, Mollusca, Gastropoda, Physidae.